Drosophila serrata is the source of this 6102-nucleotide messenger RNA. RefSeq lists its product as uncharacterized. Gene Ontology annotation, molecular function: guanyl-nucleotide exchange factor activity. The record is from RefSeq and is a predicted model, not a curated record. NCBI's taxonomy places the organism in Eukaryota, Metazoa, Arthropoda, Insecta, Diptera, Drosophilidae. Gene Ontology annotation, cellular component: endocytic vesicle; plasma membrane; axon. Gene Ontology annotation, biological process: Rho protein signal transduction; endothelial cell migration.
GCGAGUGUUUAGGUGUGCGGCCGGUGUUUGAGCCGAGCAAACAAAACAACAAAGAAACAAACAAACAAAUAAGCAAAGAAAACAAACCAACAAACCGAGUGGAAGGCAAACAAAUUGCAAAAAUAAAUGUGCGUCGGGGGGAAGCAGCAGAAGCAGCAGCAGCAACAAAGACUCAACAAAAGGAAGAGGACUCGAAAAAAGAAGAAACAGAAAUCGGCAUCGGCAUCGGAAAAGGAAUCGAAGAGGUCCCAUUAAUGAACCAAAACCAAGCAAAACCAACGAACAUCAAAACUAUAUAUAUUUGAUAUAUAGAAUAUAAGCAAUAUGAGCAAAAUCUAACUAUAAUGAAAUCGCUUUAAACCGCACCUAGUGUUAGUCGAAACGGAAUACAUCUUAAAACGUGUUUCCUAUUGGGGGAAAAUUGACGCUUCAUAAGUUAACGAUUUAGUGAAUAAUUACGGACCACUUAAAUUAGAGAGAAAAUCAGAGAAAACUCCAAAGAGAAAGAGAGGACUCGCAAAACCUUUUCCGGAGAAUCAGCGGACGGGGAAUCUCUGGCACCACGGCGAAGGGCGGCCGUAAUGGGUGGUGGCUUUGCGGCGCCACCGAUUACAUUAGCCAGCAACCAGCGCCCGGCCUUGAACAACCUGGCCAAGAUCCCCACCUCCUCCACGACGACGGCUAUGCACGAGAAACUCCUGGACAAGGAGGACAAGACUGAGAGGACCAAUCUGCUGGGCCGGUCCAAGGAGAAACCGCCCAAGGAUAAGGCGGCGCAGCCGAAGCAAUCCAAGUUUGCGGAGCGUCUGCGUCGCUCCUUUCGACGCGGCGACCACCGAUCCCUCGAGUGCAAGCGUCAGGAGCCCACGCCGGAGGAGUUAAGGGCCAAGAGUCGAGCCACACCGCCACCGCUGCCCAGUUCCCUGCCCGCGGACAAUAACAACCGGUUGCCCUUUGCCUUCAGCCACCUUAAUCUCCCAGGACUGGGCCUGGGUGUCGGCCUUGGGGGCUUGGGUGGCCACAUCAAUCCCGCCCUGCUCCUGGACAGCCCCGACGAGUGCACACCGCCGGAAUACGCCUACCAGCACCUGAGCAGCGUAGCCACCACCAAUUCGAGCACAUCCCUGGAGAGCAGCUGCGAGCUGGGCGAGCUGAGCGGCGGCUCCCAGACCAGUGUUUACUAUUGGGCCUCCAUGGGUGGCGAGGUGAGCACAGCAGCGGGGGGCGCAGCAGCAGGAGCCGGAACGGGCACAGGUGGAGUGCCCAUUGACACUCAGGAGCGUGAUAGACGGCGCCUCGAGACGCAGUCGAGCAAUCGGAGUGAUCAGCAGCCCAUCAACAGCAGCAACAACACCACGAAUGUAACAGCAACCACAACUUCCUCAUCCACGGCGGCUGGGAAUAAUAGCAGCAGGAGCUGCAGCCUGACCAGCGAGAGCAGCUCCAUCCGGCUGACCCGCCUCCAGAACUUCCUUUUCAAGAGUAGCAACGAGAGCUCACGCAGCUGCCAAGGGCACUCGAACGAGGGCUUCACCGUCUCCUCGCACAACUCCUCCUCCGGGGAAUGGGAGCAGCUGGGCGCCUACCUGUCCAGUAGCAGUGGCGUGGGCGGUGGUCAUGACUUCCACGGCGGCUCCUUUCCCGAGGAGAGCACACCCGAUGAGACGGAUAACACGCUGCCAGUGGAGACUGGCAGCAGUGGAGGUGGCUACUAUCAGUACACUCUGACCUCGCCCAACAAUCCCUUCCUCCCGGAGAUUACGGCACGCACGUAUCACAGCACCUACGAUGGGGAUGAGACUGAAGGUGGCGGCGGUGCUGGUGGAGAGUCCUUAACAGAGGACCUGCAGCUGGACGGGAAUGUGACCUCGGUGAAGUACACCAGUGGAGCGAGGUCUGCUCAGCUGCCGACGCCUUCCUACAGUCGUGCUGGAUCCCAGGAAUCAACGCACAGCGAGGGAGGAGGACCUGCAGGUCCCAGUCCCAGCCCGGCAUCCAGCUCCUCCUCCACACCUGGUCGGCAUCGGAGGAAGCUGUUCAGCCUGAACUCGCCCACGCGGCUGCUGCAUCAUCAGCAUCAGCAGCAACAGGGACCGCAGAGUGGAACCACCUCGGCAUCGCCGCCAUCCGGCGGGAGCAGCAACGAGGGCGGCGGCAGCAGUAGCUCCAAGUUCAACUCUGCGAGUCUGGUGCGGAGCCUCAAUCCGUUCCUGCCCAGUGUCACCUCGCCAAAGAAGGCGCCGCUCAAGCAGGCGGCGGUGACAUCGCCGGGCUCGGUGACCCCUGACCUCAGCACGAAGCGCGAGGAAUUCCUGCGCGCCACCAUGAAGAUCUGCCUGGUGGUGUCGCCACCGAACAGCAAGCUGCAGCUGAAAUCGAAGAGUCUCACGCACUUGGAUGGCCUCGACUCGGGUGUGGUGGCCUGCCAGCACGGUCCUCCGGGAAUCGCCACCACCACCGGCACCAGCACCACCACUGCUGCUCCUGCUGCUGCUGGUGGUGGCACUACCCACGCUUUCCAUGGAACCAAUGUGAAUCACGGACUGUUUGCCACAACAGGAACACCCGGAUCCUUGGGCCGACAGGCCAACGUGACGGAGAAGAGCGAACCAAACCCUGCAUCAACCCCUCAGCUGUCAAGUCAGCAGAUAUCCACUCAUCCUCCACCCAGUCAGAGCCAUCAUCCUGCACCCACCAUUUACACUCAGGCACCGCAGAUCGUGCGGCGGACGCCCUCGCUGAUGCUAUCGCUAUCGCCAACGCUCGAUGCCUCGACGACGACAACGACUAUGGCCAGUUCGGCCUGCUUUGGCACUGGCCAUGCCAGUGCAGGAUCCCUUCACCAGCACCACCAACACCAGCACCACCAUCACAACCAGCAGCAACUGGCUAGCGGUGGUAUCAGUGGCUCCAUUCCGGCUACUCAUGCAAUACCCUCCUCCAAACACUUUCAGUUUGCUGGCGAAACAGCGGCCAGUUCGUCUGCCACUCUGAGUCCCUACAGCACCACCACGCCCAAUGGUGGUGGUUUGACCUCGCCAGCGGGUGGCCCAACAUCCUCCAGUGCAACGGUGAAAAAGAAAUCCUCGUUCAUGAAGCGCAAGAAGCCACUGCUGACGCGCAGCGAGGUAUCAAGCUCAGAAUUCUUUUCCGUGUCAUUCUGUUUGGAAUCGUCUCAACAACAGCAUCCUGAUGAAGAGUUUAUUCCUGCUACCAAAGGCGUAACUCUACUCAACGCACUGAGCCACGCUUUGCGAAGGCGCAACAUCAGCUUUUCACAGAUCACAAUUACGGACAAUAAUCCCACGCCCAGUUUUUUAGAUGCAGGUCCCUCGCCCGUUCCCGUUUCCGUGGAUGAGCAGACCGAUGUGGAGAGCCUGGCUGGACACCAUCUCUGCAUUACGGAGCGAGGCAGCAACCGAAAACCCCUGCAGAAGGCAGCUUCCUUUGGCUCCCGACAACCUCCACCACGACUGCUGCCCUCCGUUUCCACCGAGGAGACCAGCGAGUCGGGCGUGGCAGCUGGUAAACAGAUCAAGCAGCGUUGGUCCUCCAUCUUUGGAAUCAAAAAUCCACAACAAAGCCAACUGUGCGAACUGCUGAAUAGCUAUAGCCGGAAUGGAGUACCCCAGCGGGCGGACGGCCUGAGCUUUGAGCACCCGGAUCUAGUCAACUCUUUGGCCUAUCUGCAGGACAUGCACAAAUCCUGGCGCGACUUUGUGGAGAGCAGCACAAUGAGCGAGAGUGAGGUGAAGAUACAGACGGCAAUCUGGGAACUGGUCACCACCGAGGUGUACUACAUACAUGCCCUGCAAACGGUGACGGAUCUCUUUCUGGCCUGUCUGGAGGCUGUGCAGGAGGACCGACUGCUCAUCGAUGUGGACCAAGCGAGACUCUUCUCCAACGUACGGGCUGUGUGCGAGGCGAACAUUAAGUUCUGGACCUUGUGGCUAUAUCCCAUGGUGGCCCAUAGUGUGAUAACCCACGAACCGCUGCGGUGUGCCUUCUUCCAGGAGGGUUUCAUCGCCUUUGCCUCCAUAUUUGCGCCAUAUAAGAUCUAUUGCGCGGAACAGAGCACCUGCCAGUUCUAUUGCAAGGAACUGAACCAGAACAAUCCCCUGUUCACCUCCUACCUAGCCUGGUGCGAAUCCCAGAAGAUGUGCAACCGCCUGAGGCUGGCCGACAUUGUGGUCCGACCCAUGCAGCGACUGACCAAGUACAGCCUUCUGCUGGCGGCCAUCAAGAAGCACAUGAGCGAUGUGGAGGAGAUCGAAGCCAUCGAUGUGAUGAUCCACAGUGUGGAGAACUUUGUGGGCAGCGUGAAUAACCAUCUGACAAUGCGUCAGGAAAACGAGCGGCUCAAGGGCGUGAUGGUGCGGAUUGAGUCGUACGAUGUGGUGGACACGAACAACGAAAUGCUGGACAAGCUGAUCAAGCAACAUAGUCAAAUGUUUGAUCUAUGUGCCCCCAUGCGUGGCUGUCCCGCUUACCAUGUGCGGCACCUGUUCAUGGAGGGUGAUCACAAAUUCAAGGACAACCUCGGCAAGUCCGAUGUGCAUUGUUUCCUGCUAACGGACCUCCUCCUGGUGUGCAAAACGAUAGCCAAGCGAGGCCUGGGGGCACUCAAGGUGAUCCGGCAGCCGUACCUGACCGACCAACUGAUUGUCCAGCUGGCGGCGAACAAUACGUUGAACUGUGUGUACCUCAACGAGUUCCAGGUGGCCACCACGGCAUUCACGCUGCAGUGCACCGAGGCCAAGAACUGGUACGAUGCCUUGUGGCGGGCCAAGACGAUUUACCAAAGACUGAAGCGUGGAGCCGGCGGCAGUGGUGGUGUUGGUGGCGGCGGUGGAGGCGGAAGUGGUAGCGGCACCGUGGGUGGUGACAGCUUCCGAUUCGGUGGCAGUGGCACCAGUGGCGGCACCGCCGACUCCCUGGGUGUGCGCAAGUCACCGAUGAACUCCUCAAUUGGCAGCCAUGUGUCGAGUGCGAAUAACAGCCAUAGCGGCAGUGUCGAGUGGAAUGACUCGCGGAACAUUUCCGUGGACUUUGAAAAGACAAACUCGGUGUCCAGUGACGAGGGCUCCAGCAUAAUGACGGGCAACCAUGGAGUUACCCUGAAGGGCAAACAGCAAUUGAUUAGCGGCCUGCACAAGGCCAAGAUGGGUAUGAUUGGCCCGAUGGGCUCCAAGUCGGCCAACACUCUGUCCGUGCAGCCGUUGAACCAUCUGGGGCAGAGUCUUCCCAACCUAAAUAUGCAUCACAGCCACACUAACAAUACUCUGCUCGUGCCCGGCACCACCACGAGCCACUCGGGCAACAUGUUGUUGUCGCCCAGCCACCGUGGCAUUUCCUACCCGCCGCCGAGCCCAACGAGAGUGCCGCUGCGCCGUGGCAUGGCCUUCUCCACCUCGACCAAGAAUCCGCCGUUGCGCAAGACCAGGAAUGUCACAUCCCAGAACAGUAUUAACUGGCAUCAGAUCCCGGCCACGCCCACACCGCCCAGCCCUCGAUCGCAGCAUCAGUCGCCGGGCAACGUAAUCUGCAUGCAGAAAUCCCUACCGCUUCUGGUGCCCAGCGAGGGUGGGCCAGGACCUAGUCCACCGCCACUGCUGCACAAGCAGCUAUCCCACCAGGCGCCGCUGCCCACCUCCAACAGCCACCACACCCAGUCGAGCACCGAAACGGAUGUCUGAUUUGGACGUGGACGUGGACGUGGAUGUGGAUGUGGAGUCCCCAGGCGCAGUCCCAGAAGCUUACAACCGCAAAAUGUACUUAACAAUAGAUCCGUCACAAACUAUAUACCAGUAGCAACUAGAGCUGGCCACCGAGCACAUUUUCCAAUCACUCAAUAGAAAAAGAGCUUAAAUUUAGAAAAUCGCUUUUGAUUUCGAAAGGUUUUUACGGAUUAUGUUAUUUUUAUAAAACUAAAUAAAUAUUCCAGUUAAUUUAAAUGGUGAAAAUGUUCAAGACAUUCUUAAUUUUUGGAUUCUAUAUGAACUUUAAAGAAAAGUGACUCAAAGACAGGGUUCACUUAAGGCUUAAACAUGAUACAUUGUCCUUGUAGAAAUGUUUUAUAUUUAAACUAUUUAUUGUAAAUAU